GCGAGACUCCGUUUAAAUAAAUAAACAAACAACACACAAGCACAGCACCGAAGCGCAAUGGCGACGCUCAGGGCGGCCCGCAGACUCCAGUCCUGGGCCUCUCCCGGCCUCAGCCAACGCAGCUUCCCGACCCGGAACUUUCGUGGUGUGGGGCGAGAGUCUGUUCCCACUACCUGAGAGGGGAGGGUAAGAAAAGGACCACUUCCGGCGAAGGGCGGGAAAGACAGCGUCUUCCGGCGCGGCGGUUCCGGAUAGCCGUGCGCUUUUAGUAAAAGACUCGGGUUCGCGCGGCGAGAGCGGCUGCCCCGGGCCCUCUGGUUCUCAUCCCGCAGCGUCCGCUCCCCCGCGCCACUGCGCCGGGGAACCUCUGCGCCGCUCCCAGGAACCGUGUUCUCCGGGUCGCCGGCUUCUCUCCUGCCUCCGGUCCCGCCAGACACCUCGAGCUCCUUGAGUAGCUCGGUCCUUGAGGUCCCUCUGGGCCCUUCUCGCGUCUAAUGCCUGAGCCCUCGGGCACCUCUAGCCCUCUGUUCCCUCCCCUCUUUUGUUCCUCCCUAGAGCUCCGCCGCCCUCAGAGGCCCCCAGGGCUGACAGUGCGGACGGCGGGAGUUUCUUCUUUCCCCUGCUGGGAUUGACUGACCGAGGGUUUAGUGACUGCCCGGAUCUGGCUGAUCGGGGGACCGAGAGGUGGCCUGGGCCGGGUAUGUCCAGCUAGGGUCUUCCAUGGAAGUCAGACAUGAAACUGACAGGCCUAAGGAAAGCUAGGCAGCCCCCUCACCGCUCAGCCAGGGUGAUGGACUGGACUGACGGACUCCAGUGAAUUUGAGCUUGCCUGUCAGGCUGAUUGGUUGAUGGACAGCCCUGGACUGGCUCACUAAAACUAAGCAGCCCGGGCCCAAGCAGUUCUGGGGUCCUAACCUGGGUGGAAGGUCUGAAAUGACCCACCCAGGCUGACCAGACCAACCCACCUCACUGACCUCCUGACCCCUGACUUCAUCACCUGUGCAGCCAUGGAGAAGAUGUCCCGUGUGACCACAGCCCUGGGUGGCAGCGUGCUGACGGGUCGCACCAUGCAUUGCCACCUGGAUGCUCCCGCCAAUGCCAUCAGUGUGUGCCGUGACGCAGCCCAGGUGGUCGUGGCAGGCCGUAGCAUCUUCAAGAUCUAUGCCAUUGAGGAGGAACAGUUCGUGGAGAAGCUGAACCUGCGUGUGGGGCGUAAGCCUUCACUGAAUCUGAGCUGCGCUGACGUGGUGUGGCACCAGAUGGAUGAGAACCUGUUGGCCACAGCAGCCACCAAUGGUGUGGUGGUCACGUGGAACCUGGGCCGGCCGUCCCGCAACAAGCAGGACCAGCUGUUCACAGAACACAAGCGCACGGUGAACAAAGUCUGCUUCCACCCCACUGAAGCCCACGUGCUGCUCAGUGGCUCCCAGGAUGGCUUCAUGAAGUGCUUUGAUCUCCGCAGAAAGGACUCUGUCAGCACCUUCUCGGGCCAGUCUGAGAGCGUGCGGGACGUGCAGUUCAGUAUCCGGGACUACUUCACCUUUGCCUCCACCUUUGAGAAUGGCAACGUGCAGCUCUGGGACAUCCGGCGUCCCGACCGGUGCGAGAGGAUGUUCACAGCCCACAAUGGACCCGUCUUCUGCUGCGACUGGCACCCCGAGGAUAGGGGCUGGUUGGCCACAGGAGGGCGCGACAAGAUGGUGAAGGUCUGGGACAUGACCACACACCGUGCCAAGGAGAUGCACUGUGUGCAGACCAUCGCCUCGGUGGCCCGUGUCAAGUGGCGGCCUGAGUGCCGCCACCACCUGGCCACGUGCUCCAUGAUGGUGGACCACAACAUCUAUGUCUGGGAUGUGCGCCGGCCCUUCGUGCCAGCUGCCAUGUUUGAGGAGCACCGAGAUGUCACUACAGGAAUCGCCUGGCGCCACCCCCACGAUCCCUCCUUCCUGCUGUCUGGCUCCAAGGACAGCUCACUGUGCCAGCACCUGUUCCGCGAUGCCAGCCAGCCCGUCGAGCGUGCCAACCCCGAGGGCCUCUGCUAUGGCCUCUUCGGGGACCUGGCCUUCGCCGCCAAGGAAAGCCUAGUGGCUGCCGAGUCGGGGCGCAAGCCCUACACUGGCGACCGGCGCCACCCCAUCUUCUUUAAGCGCAAGCUGGACCCUGCCGAGCCCUUCGCAGGCCUGGCCUCCAGCGCCCUCAGUGUCUUUGAGACAGAGCCGGGUGGCGGCGGCAUGCGCUGGUUUGUAGACACAGCUGAGCGUUAUGCGCUGGCUGGCCGGCCACUGGCAGAGCUCUGUGACCACAACGCAAAGGUGGCUCGAGAGCUUGGCCGCAACCAGGUGGCGCAAACAUGGACCAUGCUGCGGAUCAUCUACUGCAGCCCUGGCCUGGUCCCCACUGCGAACCUCAACCACAGCGUGGGCAAGGGUGGCUCCUGUGGCCUGCCCCUCAUGAACAGUUUCAACCUGAAGGAUAUGGCCCCAGGGUUGGGCAGUGAGACGCGGCUGGACCGCAGCAAAGGAGACACACGGAGCGAUACAGUUCUGCUCGACUCCUCCGCCACACUCAUCACCAACGAGGAUAAUGAGGAAACCGAGGGGAGCGACGUACCUGCCGACUACCUGCUGGGUGAUGUGGAGGGUGAGGAGGACGAGCUGUACCUGCUGGAUCCAGAACACACGCACCCCGAGGAGCCUGAGUGUGUGCUGCCGCAGGAGGCCUUUCCACUGCGCCACGAGAUCGUGGACACGCCUCCCGGGCCCGAGCACCUGCAGGACAAGGCCGACUCCCCGCACGUGAGCGGCAGCGAGGCGGAUGUGGCCUCCCUGGCCCCCGUGGACUCCUCUUUCUCGCUCCUGUCUGUCUCACACGCACUUUACGAUAGCCGCCUGCCACCUGACUUCUUCAGCGUGCUGGUGCGCGACAUGCUGCAUUUCUACGCUGAGCAGGGCGACGUGCAGAUGGCUGUGUCUGUGCUCAUUAUCCUGGGUGAACGGGUGCGCAAGGACAUCGACGAGCAGACCCAGGAGCACUGGUACACUUCCUACAUCGACCUACUGCAGCGCUUCCGCCUCUGGAACGUGUCCAACGAGGUGGUCAAGCUGAGCACUAGCCGCGCCGUCAGCUGCCUCAACCAGGCCUCCACCACCCUGCACGUCAACUGCAGCCACUGCAAGCGGCCCAUGAGCAACCGGGGCUGGGUCUGCGACAGGUGCCACCGCUGCGCCAGCAUGUGUGCCGUCUGCCACCACGUGGUCAAGGGUCUGUUCGUGUGGUGCCAGGGCUGCAGCCACGGCGGCCACCUGCAGCACAUCAUGAAAUGGCUGGAAGGCAGCUCCCACUGUCCCGCGGGCUGCGGCCACCUCUGCGAGUACUCCUGAUGGGGCAUCUGCUGGGCUUGCCUGGGGCCCGGGGACCUGACUGCUCGGCCGACCGCGUGCAGAACCCCGCCUGGUCUUGUGCCCGAGACGGGCGGAGGCCGAGACCCCAAUAAAGGAAGUGGAGCCGCUGUCAGCACUGCGUGUCACCCCAUCGCGAGGCGGGCCCGCCGUAUGCCCGCGGUGCUGCUGGCGGGCGGGGACUUUCGGCGCUGUCGCCAUGGUAACCGGCGGCGCCAAUAGUCGCUCUCGGGCGGUCUUCCCAGCGUUCCUGUAGAUGCCACUUCCGGGGCGGGCCCAAGAGGUCACUUCCGGGGUCCGUCCCGGCUGCCGGCCGUUGCCACGACGACGAAGCUGCCGGCCAAUGGCUGGCGGACGGGCCCGAGGUUCCCGGCGUGCAGUGCGGCUGUCUGAGGGCGGCGGGCUCAUGGCGCGGGCGUCGCGGCUGCUCGCGCUCUGGGCGUUGGCGGCUGUGGCUCUACCCGGCUCCGGGGAGGAGGGCGACGGCGGGUGGUACGCCUUCGUCAGGCCCGUCAUCCUGCAGGGACUCACGGACAACUCGAGGUUCCGGGCCCUGUGCUCCCGCGAAAAGUUGCUGGCCUCGUUUGGGGACAGAGUGGUCCGCCUGAGCACCGCCAACACCUACUCCUACCAGAAAGUGGACUUGCCCUUCCAGGAGUAUGUGGAGCAGCUGCUGCACCCUCAGGACCCCACCUCCCUAGGCAAUGGUGAGUCAGUCCGAGGUGGCGGUAGGGGGUGGGGACGCUUGGAGUUUCCAGGUGCCAGGAUCCCUGCCCCCACCGUCUCUACUGGCAGACACCCUGUACUUCUUCGGGGACAACAACUUCACCGAGUGGGCCUCUCUCUUUCGGCACUAUUCCCCACCCCCAUUUGGCCUGCUGGGAACCGCUCCAGCUUACAGCUUUGGAAUCGCAGGAGCUGGCUCGGGGGUGCCCUUCCACUGGCAUGGGCCUGGGUACUCAGAAGUGAUCUACGGCCGUAAGCGCUGGUUCCUCUACCCACCUGAGAAGACGCCAGAGUUCCACCCCAACAAGACCACGCUGGCCUGGCUCCGGGACACAUACCCAGCCCUGCCACCGUCUGCACGGCCCCUGGAGUGUACCAUCCAGGCUGGUGAGGUGCUGUACUUCCCUGACCGCUGGUGGCAUGCCACACUCAACCUUGACACCAGCGUCUUCAUCUCCACCUUCCUUGGCUAGCCAAAGCAGCUGGCAGGCAUGCCUGCCACACACCAGCACGUCCCACCUCGUGCUCACGGAUUUUAUUACACAGACAGUGGCGGCAGUGGCUUCAGCCCAACCCACCCUCACCUGCUUUUCCAACCCACAAAGGGGACAAUCACGGCCCAGCAAGAGCUAUGCUGAGAGGGGGAAUAGUCCAGAGCCCAACAGCAGAACUUGGAAGGGGCCGGGGCGGCCAGCAACACAAACUAUGUACAGGGGUGGAGGGCUUCCGCCCAGGGCUCUCCUGGACCAGGAUGCCGGGCAGGGCAAGGAAUCUCAGUAGUCCUCCACCCAGCCAUUCUCAGAGAUGAAUGCGUCAAUAACUUCCUUCAUGGCCAGGUUGGGGAUGAGCUGUUCCUGGGUCAGGGGGCUCCGGGUCACGGGGUCAAAAUGACCCACGCGCUGCAGUGACAAGAAGGGCAGAGGGCAGUCAGUGGGCCCAGGACCAUGCUGCUGGCCCUGCUCCCCCAGCCGCAGCCUCACCUGCAGGUGCUCCUCGAUGUCCUUGCGGUCGUAGGUGAUGCCACUGGGCGUGAUGCACGGCUCCCGCAUCAGCUCAAAGCUGAUCUUACCACACAGGUAGUCGGGGAUGUCACGCUUCUGUGGCACAGGGGCACAUGAUCAGAGGCUGGGAAGGGGCACUGCUCCAGCACCUGCCACCCACUGCGGCAAGCAACACUCACCUUCCUCUUCUCGUCCACCUGAGAGAAGAGCUCGUCCAUGUCCGCCAUGUACUUGUCCUGUGAAGAGUUGAGCGCUGCACUUGUGCAGGACACCCCACCUCCCUCCUCCAUGGGGCACAGACCCAACACAAGGUUGGGACGCUCCCAUGCCAGGUGCACACAGACCCACAUGUGGACGGGGGGCACCCUCACGUGCUUAGCCUCAAUGCAGGCCUGCUGGGCCCGGACGUGGCUGUCGUCCUCAUCACCCUCGUGGUUCCGCUGGCACUCUUCCAGCUCCCUGGGGGUUGACCAGGAGCCAGUAAGAGAUGGACAUGGACAGAUGUCUGACCACACCCCAACCUCAGGGCUAACAUUCAUGCUUCUUCCCCACGUUUUCUGCUUGCCAAUAAAGCCUUCAAUAAA
This is a messenger RNA of Rhinopithecus roxellana (golden snub-nosed monkey), 5709 nucleotides long. RefSeq names its product WD repeat domain 24 (gene WDR24). The record is from RefSeq and is a predicted model, not a curated record. Bases 1008 to 3380 code for a protein of 790 amino acids. NCBI's taxonomy places the organism in Eukaryota, Metazoa, Chordata, Mammalia, Primates, Cercopithecidae. Gene Ontology annotation, biological process: positive regulation of TOR signaling. Gene Ontology annotation, molecular function: protein binding. The transcript has 15 exons.